AUGGGCAUAGCCACAAGGCGGCACCACACCUUACUUCAGUCACACAGUGAAGAUCGUCCUUGGCGUUGUGGGAGCAGCUGCUGCCAAAGUUACUCGAAUGAAUCUGUGCAGCUCCUGGCACCUGAGCGAAGGCAGGCAGCCAUUGGCCCAGGGGUUUCCUCUUGGCAGGCUCCGAGGAAGAAAAAGGCUGUCCUGGAAAAGGUGAAGCUCCGGAAGGCCUACCCCCCGGCAGAGGCGGAGGAGGGCGUGAAGAGAGUCAACAACAACGCGGACAGGGAGCGGACGUGCCGGCUGAUGUUUGGGGCCCGCGUGGCCGGCUACAACGGGACUCUGGGGCCGGAGUGCGGCAGCAAAGACCUGUUGAAUGUCUCCUUGCCACCCUACGCAGAGAAGUCCGUCCCGCUGCGCAUCCUUUACGAGAAGUAUGGCGGAUGCUUAACACAGGACAACAUGAUCAAGGCGAUGGCAGUCCUGCAGGACUACGAGACCAGAGAGAUCGUGCUCGGCGUCCGAAACAUCUACGUGAAAAACCCAGAUAUCAGAAUCAGGGUAAGGCAAUGCUGGCAUUUUUCUGCACAGCGCAGAACUUCUGGGCACUGAGAGAUGGGACCAGGAAAUGCAUGAUCUGGAAGGAAGGAAGGAAGGAAGGA
This is a messenger RNA of Sphaerodactylus townsendi, 650 nucleotides long. Its product is annotated as protein-glutamine gamma-glutamyltransferase 2-like. The record is from RefSeq and is a predicted model, not a curated record. Bases 1 to 600 code for a protein of 199 amino acids. Lineage: Eukaryota; Metazoa; Chordata; Lepidosauria; Squamata; Sphaerodactylidae. Gene Ontology annotation, molecular function: protein-glutamine gamma-glutamyltransferase activity. The transcript has 4 exons. Gene Ontology annotation, biological process: peptide cross-linking.